Messenger RNA from Colletotrichum spaethianum, 615 nucleotides. RefSeq names its product NADH-ubiquinone oxidoreductase subunit, mitochondrial. The record is from RefSeq and is a predicted model, not a curated record. The coding region runs from base 1 to 615 and encodes 204 amino acids. The transcript is spliced from 3 exons. Gene Ontology annotation, biological process: electron transport chain. Lineage: Eukaryota; Fungi; Ascomycota; Sordariomycetes; Glomerellales; Glomerellaceae.
AUGGCAUCCCUCCGAGCCUUUAAUGCGGCGCGCCUGCUGCGCAGCGCCGCUCCCUUCCGAGUUUCCGCCCCGAUGACCGCUCGCCGAUUCGAGAGCCAGCUCGCACCCGGCACCACAGGAGUGCCCGCCGCGGUUCCCCCUUCCACUGAGCACAACGGGCCCGACUACACAAUUGCCGCCGAUAAGGCGACCUCCACCUUUACCCCCGUUCCCAAGAAGGUUCAGAACGGUAGCGAGGACGUUCCCUACCUCCAGGCCGCCGUUAUCUCGGGUGCCCCCAUGGAGCUCCAGGCCCGCACUGUCCGCAUCUACCAGGAGGCCAAGCCCGCGACGCAAUCCGGCAACUGGCAGGGCCACCACUGGCGCAUGGACUGGGAUAUCCUCCCCAAGGGCCACCGAUGGGAGAACCCCCUGAUGGGCUGGCAAUCAUCAGCAGACAUGAUGCAAGGUACCAAGCUCAACUUCAAGUCCAAGGAGGACGCCAUCCACUUCGCCGAGAAGCAGGGCUACGAGUACUUUGUGUCGGAGCCUCAGUCGAGGAGAAUCAAGCCGAAGGCCUACGCCAACAACUUCCUUUACUCGCCCAAGAAGCUCAAGCAUAUCCGCACCAAAUAG